UAGCCCUCAAGGAGGUGGUGGGAAGGGUGUGGGGGUGGAGUGAAGGGAAAGGAGGGCGAAUAAGCAGAUCCUUGAAGGUAGAAGCAACUCAGAGAAGCCUCUUUGAAAACCACAGACAAGGCUAGUGGUUGCCCUUUGCUCCAAACCCCAAAAGGUUAUCUUCUGGCUCAGAUGCACUGUGGCCUACUAGGUCCAGGUCCCCAGUGCUUGAGACAAGUGGGAAGGGAAGCCAAUUCGGAGACCAUGAAAGAGGAGAGCCUGUGCCCAGACUCUCCGGAGGACAGCCUGGGGACCAGCGAGGAAGAAAGCGAGAAGAUGCCAAAGAAGGGCCUGCGCAAGAGAAGCCAGCUGGGCAAACCCUCCUCCUUGGCCCCUUCUGCUCUUCCCGAGUGCAGCACCCCCUCUCCGCAGGGCAAGCGCAGCAAGCGGAGUCCUGUUCCCCAGACCUUUGAGGACAUGCACACACAGAGGGUGAUCGCCAAUGUGCGAGAACGCCAGCGCACCCAGUCCCUGAACGAUGCCUUUGCCGAGCUGCGCAAGAUCAUCCCCACCCUGCCCUCGGACAAGCUCAGCAAGAUCCAGACCCUCAAGCUGGCCUCCCGCUACAUCGACUUCCUCUACCAGGUCCUGCAGAGCGAUGAGCUGGACCACAAGAUCUCCAGCUGCAACUACCUGGCCCACGAACGGCUCAGUUAUGCCUUCUCAGUCUGGAGGAUGGAAGGGGCCUGGUCCAUGUCAGCAUCCCACUGAGAUACCCAGCUAGAAGGUCCAUUCAGGAAGAAGGAUGGCCUGUGUCACGCUUGGACUGCAGUCAACAGCAGCAAGUCCUACUCAAUGAAACUCAGGACUUGCCCACCACCAGCUCAGAAGAAGAGCAACCAUCAUCUUGGGGGGGAAGGGGAAAGAGAGACCAAUUCAGACCGAAGAUGGCGAAUCCAAACUUUCCACCUGGCAAGAGCUGUGUACACACUAGGACAGCAGUCCCAAGCAGGCACCAAGUAUUGGGCUUGUUACAAGCUGGUCUCAAAAUGUUUAUGCCGAACUCUAUUAAAGAGCUAAUUUAUUUUUGAAUUUGCAGGUUUUAGGAAGAUAUUUCUAAAAGCUUUUCCCCGACAGUAUUUUACACUAUCCAAAAAUAUUGUUCCUUAGCCUUCAGUAUCCAGUUCAGUUUCUGAGAAGUCUGAACUCAAGACAAUUUCUUGGCCACAUUUGCAGCAAAGCCCCAAAUCAACAUGUGCUCAGAGAUAACAUUAGAAAUCCUCUGACCUUAUUAUGCCUUUCCAGUUAGAGAAGGAUUUGUAGAACAAAUGCUUUCAAAUGGUCCAUGAGUCCAAUUGGGCUUUUAAGUCAGAAGUUCCCUUCACUCUAAGCUCUCUUAAAACGACACUUUAUUCCUUCCUCUUCUAAACAGGAACCAAGUCAAGUCCUUCUGUGUUAUCAUGCCGUCCCUCCAGGACUCACUAGAUGUCCCUUUCCCAUGGCAUGGCAGUUUCUCCAAUUUUUAUAUUCCCUACUGCCUCCAUUUUGGAAAUAAUUGCGCAUCUAAGGCUUAGUUGUUGGAUAUAAAGGCUUUAAGAGGAUGAGAGUAUUUAUUACACUCCUUUGCUCCCAUUCACCACUGUAAUGCAACCCCCAUCCCUGGGAAACAAUAAUCUGAAAUUGGGCUGAAAGUUUCCCCAUCCUUGCCCUGAGAGAGCCCAUAGACUCCUUAGCAUAUCUGAUAUUGUCUAAUUUUAGACACUUAGCAGGGGCUGGUCAAUACAUGGAAGGGAGACCACCAGGGAUCUCCAGGCAAAACUAGGCAAGGCUGAAAAACCACAAUGGAGCCAUCUGGAAAACAUGAAGCUGCAAUAAAUUGGAUUAUCAGAGCUAGCAAUAAUUGAACCUAUUUUCUAGGGAUGGAAGAGUAUUUGAAAAUAUUUUUAAUGGCUGACAACCAUAUUUCUCAAGUGUUGAAUAUCCCUGAUAUGAAGAAUCCUUGGCCAAUGGUACUCUUUAUAAUUCAGGGCUUAUUUGCAUGUGCUUGUUUUUGGCACAGGAAACAUUUUCUGUUUUCUCUGCAAAAAGUAUAUUUUUAAUGCAGAAUAAGACCUAAGAUAUGAGUAUUUUAAAUACUCCUAGUUUCCAAACAUUUUCUUGCACUGGGAAGAAAAGGGACACAUUUUGUUGUUUCUUUCAAGGAAAAAGUAAGUGAUGAAUAAUUCUUCACUAAUUUUGGCUUGACCUAGCACAAGGCAGUUUCGUACAUUACUUUACCUUUCUGGAAGGGACCAGAGCUUUACGAUAGAACACCAUUUGCAUACAUAAUAUUUCAAGGCCAAGCCUGGCAUCUCUCAUUGAAAGAAUUAGAUAGCAGGAAAUGAGAAAGAACCCUGCCUGAGGCUCUAGAAUCACUGCCAAUAAGCAAUACUAGUCUAGAUAGACAAACUGGUACCAUACGAAUUUGUGUCCCUUUACUCUGGGUUUUCUGAUGACUGUGAUAAUAUGUUAUAAUAUCUCAUCAUUGUGGGAUGGCUUUAGAGCAGAGCUUUCCAAACAUUUCAUGUUGGUGACACAUCACUUUUAUAUAUUCAUCAUGUCUCAACACAGUAAUUCAGUUUUACUAGCAAACUAGAAGUUAAACCAACCUAUAUAAAAGAUAUGUACGCAUAUAUAAAUUCUAUGAACAAAAUGUAUGGAGACACAAUCAUGAAAAACUUUGGUUUAUAUUUUUAAAAAUAUAUGAUUUAUUGCUUAUUUCUCAUACUCAGAAAUUUUUCAUUACGUUCGUGUGACACACCUACAUACUGUAGCCAACACACUAACGUGUUGAAAUACACCGUUUGGAAAGCUCUGCUUUAGAGUAAAGAGUUUCUUGCCUACAGAUGUAACCUUAUUGUUAUCUGAAUUCUGUGCUUUUUUUUCUUAAAAAAAGACCAACAAAUA
Molecule: messenger RNA, 2925 nt
Organism: Anolis carolinensis (green anole)
Lineage: Eukaryota; Metazoa; Chordata; Lepidosauria; Squamata; Anolidae
Product: twist-related protein 2
Exons: 2
Coding region: 172-750 (192 amino acids)
Biological process (GO): developmental process; regulation of transcription by RNA polymerase II
Molecular function (GO): DNA-binding transcription factor activity, RNA polymerase II-specific; protein dimerization activity; RNA polymerase II transcription regulatory region sequence-specific DNA binding
Source: RefSeq, a predicted model, not a curated record